Messenger RNA from Endocarpon pusillum Z07020, 558 nucleotides. RefSeq lists its product as uncharacterized. NCBI's taxonomy places the organism in Eukaryota, Fungi, Ascomycota, Eurotiomycetes, Verrucariales, Verrucariaceae. Gene Ontology annotation, cellular component: trans-Golgi network; cis-Golgi network; TRAPP complex. Bases 1 to 558 code for a protein of 185 amino acids. The transcript is spliced from 4 exons. The record is from RefSeq and is a predicted model, not a curated record. Gene Ontology annotation, biological process: regulation of GTPase activity; endoplasmic reticulum to Golgi vesicle-mediated transport.
AUGUCCUUCGACGCCCCCCUCCCACCAUACACCGCCUCAGACUCCCACGCCACCUUUCUGAACGUCUCCUGUCUGGACCUGCUGCUCAUUGAGAUGCGGGGUGAGGAGCCAAGGGAAGAAGACGAUGGCGGCGGCGGAGUUGGGGGAACAAAGGGGGAUGGGAAGAAGGGGAGGGUGGAGGCGAAGAGGGAGGAGGUGGACGGUGGUGCUGUUCUCGAUGAGGAGGUGUAUAGGGAUGCUAUCUUCAUUCGCUUGGAUGGGUUGGGAUAUCGCGUUGGACAGGGGUUAAGCGAGAGAUUCUCCCGCGACCGGCCCCGCUUCCUCGACAAUCUAGACGUGAUCAAAUUCCUCUGCAAGGACCUCUGGACCAUCCUCUUCAAGAAGCAGAUUGACAAUCUCAAGACCAAUCAUCGGUACCUCUUCUUCCCCUGCGGCAUCAUCCGAGGCGCCCUGUCCAGCCUAGGAAUCAACGCCACCGUUCAGGCCGAGAGCACCGAUCUGCCCAUAGCCGUCUUCCAGAUCAAGACUCUCGCCACCGCUGCUGCUGCUAAACCUUGA